Messenger RNA from Anopheles darlingi, 2238 nucleotides. RefSeq names its product eukaryotic translation initiation factor 4B (gene eIF4B). The transcript is spliced from 5 exons. The record is from RefSeq and is a predicted model, not a curated record. Gene Ontology annotation, molecular function: RNA binding. Lineage: Eukaryota; Metazoa; Arthropoda; Insecta; Diptera; Culicidae. The coding region runs from base 67 to 1740 and encodes 557 amino acids.
AUCGGUUAAGUGCGUGUGCGAGUGUGUUCGCCCUUUCAUAUCGCUGCGUUAAAGGAGUCAGUCAUUAUGGCUACCGUAUCAGGAAAAAAGGGCAAAAAGACGAAGAAGAACAAGCUUUCGUUAGGCGAGUUCCUUACCGAUGGUAAUACGGGCGCACUGAACCAGGUGCAGAUUUCUGUACCGGUCAAGCUCAGCGGCGACUGGGGCGAUGAUGUGGAUGACGAUGAUGAUGAACGUUCCCUGCGAACGCAGGUUAUCGCAUUGCCGACGGCACCGCGGGCUACCCGGAUAAUGAACGAUGACUCGAUUCCGCAUCAUCCGCCCUUUUCGAUCUACGUGUCGAACCUACCGUAUGAUAUCAACGAUGAAGAUCUGUACGACUUCUUUCCUGGCAUGGACAUCGUCUCGAUGUCGCUGCCGCGAGAUGACGGCGAUUCACGUCGGCUUCGUGGCUUCGGCAACAUCGAGUUUGCUUCGCGCAAUGAUCUGAUCAAUGUACUGGCCAUGCCCGAACCCAUCAUCCGCAACCGGCGCAUUCGCAUCGGGCUGUACAAUGAGAAUGACACGAAACGGCGCAACAAUCGAUACGACAAUUUCGGUGGUGGCGAUUCGGAACGCGGUGGAUCGGACAAUUGGCGCGACCGGCCGGACGGCAAUAGUAGCGGCUACGGUCCACGCGGCUCCGACGGUGGUAACAGUGGAAUGCGUCGCUAUAAUAACUACAACCGAGAUCGUGAUGAGCAACGCGAUCGUCCCGAUUCAGGUGGUAACUGGCGGGCCGGAGAUCGCCCUGCGGCAGCAGCAGCACCCGUUUCGCCGAACGCAUACAGGCGCUUCGGCAGCGGAGGUCCAGGUGGUGAUCGCGACCGUGACGGUGGGUUCAUGCGCCGUAAUGUAGAUCGGACACCACGCCGUGACCAUGACGUACCAAUGGAGCGGCCAAAGCUGGUACUGCAGCCGCGCACGUUGCCAAUCCCGGAGCGACAGAAACCGAGCUCAAUCGAUGACGAUUCAGAAGUGAAUGACGGAGAAGGUGAUUCUAACAGGCGUAAUGGCGAAGAACCGGAACUGUCGUCCGCGCCACGUGCAAAACCGACACCGGUACCGGCGGCAAAGGUGUUUGGUGCUGCCAAACCGGUUGAUACGGCCGCCAGAGAGCGUGAAAUUGAAGAACGUCUGCAGGAGGAGGAACGAAAGGAGCGCGAAGAGCGCCAGCGUAAACGAGCGGAGGCUGCUGCAGUUGCUGGCGAAGAUGGCGCUGGAGGCGACAAUGAGCCGGACAAAGAGAAUGUUACUACACAGAACUGUAAGAAUAAAGCAGGCAAUGGGGAUGCCGGAGGUGCACCGGAGGAAAUCAUUAGCUGGCGUGUACGGAACACCGACGACGAAAAAGGUCAGCCUGCGCACGCUCAGUCGCCGACGCGAAUACCCAAUUUUAGCAUAAAACAUAACAAUAGAAAUACGGAUGAUCGCAAAACGGAUAAUCACCGAGAACAGAGGGGAGAUAAUCGUCCAGUAUAUCGCAACACUGCCAGAUAUCAACGCAAUUCCAGUGGCCACGAGGCCACGAUUGUCGGUAGUGAGGUGCCAGAUACUGACACGAAACAGGCGCAGCCUAAGGAACGUGAUGUGAAAAUGGAAGACCGUAUGCCUAAAUUUCACGAGCCUAUCGGACCAAACCUAUCCGUAAACAACACAUUCGAAGGACUCACGGCUGAUGAUGAUGAUAUUGGGGACUGAAACAAUACCAAAACCACUACCAACACCACUUCUUACGCUGAGUGUAUCUAUCAACAGAACUCGUGGCUUUUCUUAUUUUUUUGUUGUUGUAAUGUUUCUAUUUCUUUUGACACAUUUAUUUUCUUAUGUUUUGGUACUAUUGUAGAGUCUUCCUAUAUCGCCUCUACCACGGCAAUGGUUAGGACCCCACAGCAACUCUUAUACGCGAUUACUUAAACACUUCUACACAGCAUCAUACCAACACACAUACACUCAAACACGGACAUGCACAUACAUAAAUACAAACAAACAAACAAAUAGUACUGUUAAUGAGGCGUAAAAGGAAGAAAGGUUAACAAAUUAUAAAAAAAAUGUAUCUUGAUUUUGUUUAGCGCUUUAUUAUAAAUUUUAAAGCGCCCUUACGCGUGUCAUCUGUUCAAGACAUUAACUGGAAAAUGGUGACUAUUCGGCUUUAUAAGAAACGUAAAAUAAACGAACCAUCGGACACCUCUUCCCCUA